Molecule: messenger RNA, 540 nt
Organism: Colletotrichum costaricense
Lineage: Eukaryota; Fungi; Ascomycota; Sordariomycetes; Glomerellales; Glomerellaceae
Exons: 2
Coding region: 1-540 (179 amino acids)
Cellular component (GO): mitochondrial inner membrane peptidase complex
Molecular function (GO): serine-type endopeptidase activity
Source: RefSeq, a predicted model, not a curated record
AUGGCUUCCCGUUCGCUAUGGGCGCGCGCACGAGGGAGCUUCCUCGGUGACACCACGCUUCGCCUGCUCGGGCUUGCGACCUGGAUCCCGGUCGUGAUUACAUUCAACGACCAUGUUGCGACCAUCACGAGCAUCAGCGGCGGCUCCAUGUACCCCUACUAUAACGAGGAUCGCAAUAAGACGACUGCAAAUGAUAUGGUGCUCAAUUGGAGGUGGAAACCCUCCUACGGGCUCCAGAGAGGCAUGAUUGUCACAUUUAGGAGCCCUUUCCAUCCCGAAACCGUAGCGAUCAAGAGAGUCGUCGCGCUGGAAGGUGAAUAUGUCACAACGAGAGCACCGUAUCCGGAGAGAGUGGUCAGGGUACCGCAGGGCCAUAUUUGGGUGGAGGGAGAUGGGCCACAGGAUCAGACGCUGGACAGUAAUACGUACGGUCCGAUAUCUAUGGCGCUGGUGACAGGAAAAUGCAUAUGGAAUAUCUGGCCUUGGCGCAAGUUUGGCCGCGUGAAAUGGGAAGAACACAAAUUCAAGGAUAGAUACUGA